AUGGACUCGGUCGCGGCGCGAGUCGAUGCGCUGUUGGCGGGGGGCGAUGGCGAUGGGCUGAGUCGUGCGCAUGUCGAGAGGGCACAAGCGCGUGUUCAUGCACAGCUUACGCGCCAUCGCGACGAGACGCGGCGCCUCCUGUCCCUGACGGCGCAUCCCCUGCCGAAUGAACAUGAGCACGAUGCGCAGGCGCUGCUCGCGGCCCUGGCUGACUUGGAAACGCAUGCGAGCCGAGCUGAGAAAAGCGUCGGUGAGAUUACCGCCGAGAUUCGGUGGCUCGAUAUGGCCAAACGGAACGUGGGCCACUCGAUCGUGACGCUGCGGCGGCUGCAGAUGCUCGUCAGCAGCACGAUGCAACUGCAGCAGCUGUGCGAGACGCAGCAGUACCGAGAUGCGGCCUCUACGCUGCAGGCCGUGGAGGCGCUGCUGUCGUUCUUUGUGCGCUUCCACAGUGUGCCGUGCAUCCUGCAGCAGCGCACGUUGACAGACUCGCUGCGUGAGAAGCUGCACAAGAUGGUCAUGAGCGAGUACGAGGCUGCGUUUCAGCGGCCACGCUGGGACGCCAGCACGUCUGCUCUGCCUGAUGCGGCUCUGGUGGUCGAUGCGCUCGGGCCCGAGGUGCGAGACAAGCUCAUGGAGUGGUACUGCACGCGACAGCUCCGGGAGUAUCGGCGCGUGUUCCGGGCGGUCGACGAGGCCGGGCAACUCGACAAUGUGCCGCGGAGGUAUGCAUGGAUCCGCCGGCUCUUGCGCACGUAUGCGGAUGAGCACGCGCCGGCGUUUUUGCCGGCAUGGCACGUCGAGCGCCGACUCCUGGUGCUGUUCUGCGAUAUUACGCACGACGAUAUGCGCAGUGUGUUGGUGCGUGAGCAGCCGCGACUGCACGUCGAUGUGCUGUUGAAUGCGCUGCACAGCACGAACGAGUUUGAAGCGUCGGUGGCGCGGCAGUUCGGCUUCCAUGCCGACCGGCCCAUCUCGUCCGCGUUUACGCCGUACCUCGGCGUCUACGUCGACGCCCAGGACCGCCAGCUCAGCGAGAUGCUGGCGCAGAUGGCCGCGAGCUCGCAGGCAGCGACGACCGACAUGUCGGCGGACGAGCCCGUGCGUGUGCUCGUCUCGUCCACCGAGCUCGUGACGCUGUACCGCCAGGCGCUCGAGCGAUGCGCCUCGCUCGGGCCGCGUGCGCCGCUCCGUGAGCUGGGCAGCGUGUACGGCAAGUGGCUCCGGCGGUACGCACACGAUGUGCUGCUCCCAUCGCUGUCUUCGCGCGACGUGUUGCAUCUGUGUACGGUGCUAAAUACGGCCGAUUACGGCGCGACGACAUGCACCCAGCUCGCCGAGCGACUCACCGAGAAGCUGCGUGCCGUGGACGCCGAGGCAGCGCCGGUGGUCCUCGACGCUGAGCGCCACGAGUUCUUCGGCGUCAUGUCGUCCGCGCUGCAGGCGCUCACACGCGCCUUGUCCACCGCGCUCGACCCGGCGUUCCAGGCGCUGCUCCGCCCCGACGUGCCGUGGUCGCAGCGCGAGCACCUGGAUGAAAAGAGCGCAUGGGUCGAUCUGCUCGCCAGCGGCCUCGAGAGCGUGGGCGUCGUGGUGCGGCACCACGUCGAGAACAAGCGGUACGUGCGCUCGUGGUGCGACAAGGCCGCGCACCUUACCAUGAUGCGCAUCACGCAGUCGAUCGUGCGGCUGCGUCCAAUUCGGCCACGCAUGGCCGAGCAGCUCCAGCGCGACGUACAGCAUGUGCAUACGCUGCUGAUCGAGUGGCCGAGUGGCGCGUCGCAGGCCGCGUACGUGCGCAUCGUCGACAAGGCCAUGAGCCGCGUCCAGCCCGUCUUGGCCAUCUUGGCGGUGCCGUCUACCGACGCUCCGGCCUUCGUAAACGCGUACCGCCAGCAUGUGGGCGAUCAGUCGCUCCCCAACUUCCAAAAGAUCCUCGAUCUGCACGGCGUGCGCCGUCUCGAGCAGCAUGCGCUGGUCGAAGCGUUCCUCGCCGCCGUCGAUCGCGCUCCGGAUACCCUCCCGACGACGUCCGCGCUCUCGUCCCUCGAGCUCGAUCCCCAUGCGGACGUGUACGCCGAGACGGGCGGCGAUCGCCCUCGCGACGAGCCGUCGGCAGCCGAUGCGCCGCCUGGACGGCCCUCGACGCCUUCCGCCGGCACCGCGUUGGGCCUGCCGGACUGGAAAAAGUUUGGCAGCAUGUUUGGCGUCGCGCUCGGUCAGCGGCGUCCAUAG
Messenger RNA from Malassezia restricta, 2235 nucleotides. Its product is annotated as vacuolar protein sorting-associated protein 53. Gene Ontology annotation, biological process: retrograde transport, endosome to Golgi. Gene Ontology annotation, cellular component: GARP complex. The record is from RefSeq and is a predicted model, not a curated record. NCBI's taxonomy places the organism in Eukaryota, Fungi, Basidiomycota, Malasseziomycetes, Malasseziales, Malasseziaceae. The coding region runs from base 1 to 2235 and encodes 744 amino acids. The transcript has a single exon.